UGAUUUGCUCCACCUACUGUCAGUCACUACAGCCUAGCGCUUUCUUCCUGGUAGCAGGUUUGAGUUCAGCACGCUCUGUUUGGACAACUUUAGUUUCACAGAUAUGGAGGAGGAUGAUAUUCAUCAGAAAGUUUAAUUUGAGUUUAUUGUUUUAAAUUAUUUUAAUUGUUAAAGAAGAUCUGAGAACAUUUAAAAAAAAAGAUAUAUUGAAAAUGAACAACUUGUCCUUUGACGAUACGUCCCUGGACAAUUUGGAUCCUACUCUGACUCUAAAUGAACCCAAUGAUAUUGACACAGCACUUCUGAGCGAUAUAGAUGAUAUGCUACAGCUGAUCAACAACCAGGAUGUGGAGUUCCCUGGCUUGUUUGAUCACCAUCACUUCGGAGAGAACAUGCCCACCCAGGAGACCACCCCUCCACCCGUCCUGCAUGCUCAGGGCUUCCUCAACACAGUUAACGCACCUCUAUUGAAUGCGUACCUGGACAGUACCAACAAGCAGACAGCAGCCCCCGCUACUGCUGCUGCAGCCAAGCUGUAUCAGGGCCCCCUCUCCCAGCCCGAGCCAGCCUUUCAGCAUCCCCAGACACCCCUAAUGGUGCCUGUUCCCCCUGCCCAAGCCCCUGCCCAGGCCCUCGUCCAGCCAGCUGUCAAAGAAGAGCUCAAACAACAGCAGCAACAGCAGGGAGCAUCGUUGCAGACACAGCAACCCCUGCAGCAGCAGCAUCAACCCCAGAAAACACAGCAGCCCCAGCAGCCACAGCUUCAGCUGGCCCCUCCAUCCACCAUCAUGAUGACCCCGAACUUCACAGCUUCCCCACAGUCCCAGUCCCUGUUCACCACCCAGCAGCAACCGCAGCCCCUAAUCAGCUACCAGAACCAGGGAGGCUUCAGCGCGGUGCAGCAGGGAGUUUCCUCCCCGCAACUCGCCUGCAUCUCCGCCUCCCCCCAGCAGAUGCAGCCAAUGACCAUCCAGACUCAGAUUCAGAACAUCUCCCCUCAGCAGCUAUUGGCCACGGCGGCCACCACCACUUCCACCCAGCGCGUCCACACACAGAUCCAGCAGGUUCCAGUAAGCAGCUCAAUGGUGCUGCUCCAGCCCCAGUUCAUCCAGGCAGACUCCCUGCUCCUCACUGCUCUCAAGCCGGAUGGCAGCUCUGUGGUGACGACGGUCAGGUCCCCAUGCGUCACUACGCUGGCCACCUCGACCACCCCAGUGCAGACCACGUCUAUACAGGCUCUGAUGAGCGGAGGCACCAUUCUGACCACAGUGCCACUGGUGAUGGACGCUGACAAACUGCCCAUCAACCGGAUCACAGUGAACGGCAAGCCCUCCGGCAUGCCAGUCAAAGGGGAGAAACGCACAGCGCACAACGCCAUCGAGAAGCGCUACCGCUCCUCCAUCAACGACAAGAUCAUCGAGCUCAAAGACCUGGUCGCGGGUACAGAAGCAAAGCUCAACAAAUCGUCCGUUUUGAGGAAAGCCAUCGAUUAUAUCCGGUUCCUGCAUCAGUCUAAUCAGAAGCUCAAACAGGAAAACAUGGCGCUGAAAAUGGCAAUGCAGAAGAACAAGUCCCUGAAGGACCUGGUGGCCUCGGCUGGGGUCAGCAUGGAGGUUGAGGUGGAGGAGCUCAAGCCGGAGGCCAUGGAGUUGCCAACCCCCCCGCCCUCGGACGCUGGCUCACCCGCCCAUGGCAGCCCCUUCUCCCAUUGCAGCAGUGACUCGGAGCCCGACAGUCCCGUGUUCGAGGACUCCAAGGCUAGUGUGAAGCAGGAGCUGGCCUCCCCCACCACCAUGGGCAUGCUGGACCGGUCCCGCAUGGCUCUAUGCGUGUUCACCUUCCUCUUCCUCUCCCUCAACCCACUGGCCUCUCUGACGGGCGACUCGGGCAGCUACGGCUCUCUGGACAGCACUGAUUAUCAUGGCACUGGGAGGAGCAUGCUGGGUCACUCCCUAGGGAGGUCCUCUGGCUGGCUGGAUUGGGUGCUGCCCACACUCUUCCUGUGGCUCAUCAAUGGCGUUCUGGUCCUUGUUGUCUUUGUCAAGCUCUUUAUCUAUGGGGAGCCUGUGACACGUCUGCACUCGGGCUCUUCUGUUCUCUUUUGGAGGCAUCGCAAACAGGCUGACCUGGACCUUGCCAGGGGUGACUUUGCACAGGCCUCUCAGAACCUGUGGACGUGCCUGAAGGCCCUGGGCCGGCCCCAGCCCACCUCGCACCCAGACAUGGCCUGCAGUCUGAUGUGGUCGCUGGUGCGCCUGGUCCUGCAGCGGCUGUGGGUGGGUCGCUGGCUGGCAGGGAGGGCAGGGGGGCUGUGGCGGGACCGUGAGCUACAGGACGAUGUGAGGAAGAGCAGCAGAGAUGCUGCCCUCGUCUACCACAGACUGCACCAGCUCCACAUGACAGGCAAGCUGGGUGGCAGUCACCUUGCAGCCAUCAACAUGGCAUUGAGCUCAGUGAACCUGGCGGAGUGUGCCGGGAGUACCAUCUCCGUGGCAACGCUGUCAGAAAUCUACGUCUCGGCGGCGCUGCGCAUCAAAACCAGUCUGCCCAAGGGACUGCACUAUAUGUCUAGGUUCUUCCUGAGCAGCGCCAGGCAGGUGUGCCUGUCUCCAAGCGGCACAGUGCCGCCUGCCAUGCAGUGGCUCUGCCACCCCCUGGGGCAUCGCUUCUUUGUGGAUGGGGACUGGGCGGUCCGCAGCACCCCACGUGAUAGUAUCUACAGCAUCGCUGGGAAUUCCGUUGACCCCCUGGCCCAGGUGACACAGGCGUUCCGGGAGCACCUGCUGGAGAAAGCUCUGUACUGCAUCGCCAAGCCAGAGAAUGAGAAGGCUCUCACUGAGGGAGAGGGGGAGUUCUCCGAUGCGCUAGAGUAUCUUCAGCUGCUCAACGGCUGCUCGGACGCAGCGGGGAUCACAACGCAGACGUUCGCUAUCGGAUCAAACAUGACAGGAGUUACCGGUACAGACCCCAUUGCGAAGUGGUGGGCAUCCAUGGUGGUAGUGGCAGUGAAUUGGCUGCAGGGGGACGACGAGGCAGCUGAGAGACUGUACCCUAUGGUGGAGUACAUGCCAAAGGUCCUGAACACCACCGAGAACUCUUUGCCCCGGGCGGCGUUGUUUGCCUUCAGAACAAUGCGCACCCUGUUGGCCAAGCAUGAGAACAGCCAGCUGAGCCUGAACCACUGUGAGAAGGCGAGCAGCUACCUGCGGGACAGCAUCAACAUGGUGCAGUGCAGCAGCAGCAUUGACAAGGCAGUGCAGCUCUUGCUGUGUGACCUCCUGCUGGUAACCCGGACGAACAUGUGGCAGCAGCAGAGCCCGGCGCUGAGCAGCACUCCGCAGGCCUCCCCCCUGGAGCUGCGCGGCUUUCAGCAGGAUCUGAGCAGCCUGAGGAAGCUGGCACAGAGCUUCCGACCCGCCUUGCGCAGGUUGUUUCUGCAUGAAGCUACAGCCCGGCUGAUGGCAGGCGCCAGUCCCACACGCACUCACCAGCUGCUGGACCGCAGCCUGAGGAGGAGGGCAACCCCCAGCAAAGCAGGUGAGUCGGAGACGCGGCCAGGCCGGCGUGAACAAGCGGAGGCGGUGCUGCUGGCAUGCCGAUACCUACCUCCCUCCUUCCUGUCGGCUCCAGGGCAGCGUGUGGGCAUGCUGGCAGAUGCAGCGCGCACGCUUGAGAGGCUGGGUGACAAGCGCACGUUGCACGACUGCCAGCAGAUGAUCAUCAAGCUGGGCAGCGGCACCACCGUCGCCUCCACUUAGAGAACACCCCCCAAAUAAAAACUUAAACUCCAAGCCUGGGUGAUAACCCAGUGACGGCCAUUUUCACUGGCUGCCUCGCCCCUUCCAAUUUGAAUUUUUUUUUUUUAUUGAAGAGAGAUUUGACUGAUGUUGUUAUUUUAAACUCCCUGUUUCAGCGUUUAAUAAUUAUUUUUUUAGAUGCUAAGUAAGCUCUCACUCUCUCUUAUUUCCAGUUAUCUAGGGCUAUUUUCUCACUGGGGUUGCCCAAACGAGAUACAUUAUAGCAUCUAAAGAGCGUGCAGAAAGUUAAUAUUUGACUUGCCCUUUGAGAUCCUUGCUGCAAUUAAAGUAUUUGGCCACCAUGUGGCAUUGCAUGCUACAGUUAAGGAACAAUAAACAGUUAAAGUUAAAGAAAAUGAAGUGUUAAAUAGAUGUUAUUAAUUUCAAAGACGGCAACUGUGAUUUGUUUUUUUAAGGGGGAAGUUUAACCUGGAAUCUGAUAUCUAGACCAUUCUACAGUGUUUCCAUGUUUUUUAUGAAAGUCGACUGAAAUGGGGAAAUUUGUUCAACACGAGGCAUAAGAUCUGGGACCUCACACGAUGGGCCACUUAGCUUAAUCAGGCUAGUAAAGGCUGUUCCCUGUAAAUGUUGUACAUAUCUCAAUCUGCACUGACCAUUCAGAGUUCUUCUAAUUAAAAAAACGAAAAGAUAAAAAAGCAAGACAAAAAAAUGAACAUGCAUUUCCUUGUCAAACAUUAUUUUCAUAUGGUUUGACAAGGUGUUUUUUUUUGUAUAUAAAAUAUUUAUAAUUUUCUAAGAAUGUUUGAAUGCAGCAGAAUUUUAUUUUGUAGACGGAUUCUCUCCUCUUCCUACUUCGCUAUUUAUUAGGGCUUGCCUUUAGUUAAUAAUAUUAAAUGUUGUUCUUUCAUGGUGUUGCAAACACAGGAAGGACUAAAAAACAAAUAUUAUUUAGAAUUGAACCUCAGUACUGCUAAAGCCUCUAAAAAGAAAUGAAAAGGUAUACUUGGUAUAGCUCCUGUAUUAGGCUAUCCCUAGAGUUAUGCCUUGGUAUUGUCAAAGAAUGGUGACCCAUUCUGCCAGAUUGCAUUUAGUAACAGCUUUACCUAUCAUUGGGGUUCCGCUGGAGGACAAUUAUGAUUGGCUAAUCAGACCACAGUGGAUCCAUAAUUCCACUGAACACAGUGUCCUUGUAAAUCAACACAGAAAAUUAAUUUAUUAAUUCAUUUCAUAACAUGUAGCUAGAACCCUGUUGGUGUCUCAAACAACAUUCUAGAAAAAUCUCAUGAAAUGAAUAACCACACCAUGGUCUUGAUAUACCUGCUGGAAAAAGGUUACAAUAUGCAGGUUAAGUAAGUUGGAAUAACUCCAACUUACUUAUUUGUAUUUGUAUUCAGCCUCCUGGGUCUUGUCCUAUAUGCUCACGUCUCCCAGCAUUGACAGCUCCAUGGGCUUGCAGUGGCAAAGUGACCAUUGGGGGGUGCUGUGUGAUUGAUAACGGUGCUGUGGCUGAUGCAUUUUUGAGCUCCCUCAAGGGUUGGCACAUGUGAGAGCAGAUCCUUGCUGUUUUGUGAAUGGAAAAUGCAAGUGACUGAUAUUGUGAGCCAGAGCUAUAGCCCCUUGGAAGUGCAACAAGUCCCUGUUAAAUGUUCAUGUUCAAAACCCAUGUGCAUUCACAGUAGAGUUACCAUAUUUUGCAAAAGAUAAGCAGAAGGAUGGGGGUGUAGGAAAUAUUGAAUACUAUGAAAUUAAUUGAUUUUAUCCAUUUAAGGGAUUUUUGUAAGCAACCAAGUUAUUUUUUGCUUUUUCUUAACAUUUUUUGUUUUAAUCUAAUUAAAUAGAAUAUAUUUAUUGAGCAGAAGUACAGCCAAGCACAAGCAGACAAUAAUACCUGCAUUACUGUCAUCAUGUUAGAGAAUUGCUUCUUGUAUUUUGUUAUUUUGUUCCUUUAUUAACAGAAUAAAGCUCACCAGAUUUACGACUUAGAUCCUUCUUUCCUAUAAAUCUAUUUUUUUUAACAUGCUAUUUUGCAGCACUUGGUUUAAUAAGUAACUUUUAUGGUUUAAUAAAUCUGUAGUUCUAUAAUUUAUAUUUAAUAAAAUAAAUCUUAAUUGUUAUGACUAUGAA
Molecule: messenger RNA, 5882 nt
Organism: Acipenser ruthenus (sterlet)
Lineage: Eukaryota; Metazoa; Chordata; Actinopteri; Acipenseriformes; Acipenseridae
Product: sterol regulatory element-binding protein 1-like
Exons: 19
Coding region: 213-3758 (1181 amino acids)
Biological process (GO): regulation of transcription by RNA polymerase II
Cellular component (GO): nucleus
Molecular function (GO): protein dimerization activity; RNA polymerase II cis-regulatory region sequence-specific DNA binding; DNA-binding transcription factor activity, RNA polymerase II-specific
Source: RefSeq, a predicted model, not a curated record